This is a messenger RNA of Monomorium pharaonis (pharaoh ant), 969 nucleotides long. RefSeq lists its product as uncharacterized. Gene Ontology annotation, molecular function: nucleic acid binding. Bases 1 to 969 code for a protein of 322 amino acids. Gene Ontology annotation, biological process: DNA integration. Lineage: Eukaryota; Metazoa; Arthropoda; Insecta; Hymenoptera; Formicidae. The transcript has a single exon. The record is from RefSeq and is a predicted model, not a curated record.
AUGGGGGACCUUCCUGCCUCCCGAGUCUCUCCUCCGCCUCGAGCUUUCUCUUGGUGUGGUCUCGACUAUGCUGGACCGGUGAGGGUCCGUGCAUCUGCCGGUCGUGGCAUCACAUCUCGCAAGGCAUAUAUCGCGCUCUUUAUAUGUAUGUCAACGCGCGCGAUUCACUUAGAAUUAGUCGGCGACUACAGCUCCUCCGCUUUUAGAGGCGCUUUCACUCGCUUCUGUUCCCGACGCGGCCUUCCUCAGACCAUCUACUCCGAUAACGGCACCACAUUUGUGGGAGCUGAUAAGGAGUUAACCGCGGCAUACAAGGCGGCGAUAAGCGAUCCCAAUUUCCUAAAUCAAACAGCUACGGAUCGCAUAUCUUGGCACUUCAUCCCCCCUUCCUCUUCUCAUUUCGGGGGACUGUGGGAGGCGGGGGUCCGUAGCAUGAAGCACCAUCUUCGACGGGUUAUUGGUAGCCAUACAUUGUCGAUCGAAGAAUUUACGACGCUCCUCUGCCAGGUCGAGGCAUGCCUUAAUUCUCGUCUGAUCGCUCCAUUAUCGGACGCGUUCGAUGAUUAUCAAUACCUAACCCCGGGGCAUUUUUUAAUUGGGUCGGCAAUCACGACCCCCCCUGCACCGUCAUUGCUCACGAUCCCUGAAAAUCGCCUGUCUCGCUGGUUAACUGUUCGCCAGUUAUCUGAACGAUUCUGGCGUCUGUGGGCCAGUGACUACAUUAAUACUCUUCAACAACGGACGAAAUGGCGCCAAAUCACGUCCCCAAUCGAGGUAGGGCGUCUCGUGUGUCUCCGCAAUCCAAACCUUCCGCCGUGUAAAUGGGAGCUCGGCCGCAUCAUUCAGGUUCAUCCUGGUGCUGACGGGCUUACCCGCGUCGUAACGAUUAAGACCGCCACAUCCACUUAUGUGAGACCCAUUGGAAAACUCUGCGUACUUCCUGUCGAUUGUGAAGCAACCCUAUCGUAA